Messenger RNA from Achroia grisella, 903 nucleotides. RefSeq names its product spherulin-2A-like. The coding region runs from base 1 to 903 and encodes 300 amino acids. The record is from RefSeq and is a predicted model, not a curated record. Lineage: Eukaryota; Metazoa; Arthropoda; Insecta; Lepidoptera; Pyralidae. The transcript has a single exon.
AUGGCGUCGAAAUUUUUGGCACUCCUGUUUGUACUUCCGGUAAUCUACGCCAAGAUUGAAGUCAAUGUUGUCGCUUCAGACAACGAGGCAGAACGCCUUGUGGAACUUUCUGGAAGCAAUGUGGACAUCAUCAGCGACACCGAAAGAAACACUUUCCAACUCAGCGACAACAACUUGAAGAACGCCGUCAGGUCCUACUUCGGAAAGCGCCCUGACGAUGCCUACGUCAAGAGCCCAACACCCUGGGGCGAUCUCUACCAGACAUACGGCUGGCCCCAAGUCGCCCGAUCCUUGGCUCCUCAGAGAGCAAAGGUCCUACAGGUCACCUCGAACCCAAGCAUCGUAUUGACGCAACACUUCGAGAACAACAGUACCACAUCUGCUACAUUCAAGGCCCAAAUUAAACAGGAAGUUCAGAACACUGUCACUUCCACUUGGGAAAAGGGAGGUGAGUUGACCGUCGGCCAGGAAAUCGAGUACGGCUUCGACAUUAAAGUUGUAUCCGUCGGUGGCAAGACCUCAUUCUCUUACACAUCCAAAUGGGGAGAGAGCGUGUCCAAAUCAGAAACAGUGACCGUAGGAUCCGAAUCAGGCGUUGAAAUAACCCUGGAGCCUGGCCAGAGAGUGGUAGCUGAGCUAUUCGCCACCCGAGGCACCAUGCAGAUCCAGGUAGACUAUGAGGGAACUCUCUCCGGUUCUACUGCCGUCAACUACGCUGACACUUACAAGGGCCACCACUUCUGGGCUCUGGACAUCAACGCAGUGAUGCGAGCUGAUAACCUGAACACCUCAGCACAGUCCCGGGAAGUAAUCAAUCUAGGAUACUACUCCAGCUCUAAAGUUGUGAUCAGAGACGCCAAGUCUAACGCUAUACUGUACUCUUUACCCAUGAGCAUUUUCUAA